AUGCCACAACCGCAGGCGCCGAAGCGAGUCGUAGGCCAACGUGGCAAUAGUGCCAUGGCUGAGUUUAAACCCAAGCGCUGGCAGGUUGAAGACCACUGCGGUAUCUGCCGUAUUGAAUUCUCGCUCCUGAAUGCACGACACCAUUGUCGUUCAUGUGGACUCUCAGUAUGUGGUAAACACUCGAAGAACAAGGUGAUUGUGCCGACGUCGCUGUCAAAAGUACCGCAACGAGUGUGUGACAAGUGCUAUCCAAAGUGCUGCAGCAUUGCAAUGGGACUUGCAGCUCCUAGUCCUGCGCGUCGAGAGAUACCAAAUGACAAAGUACGUCGACACACGAUGGAGUUAACAGAUGAACGUAAUGACGGCCAUCGUAUUCGUAGCCCUCCAGAAGGACUGAAAAGAGCUGAGGAUAUGGCACGACGAGAUAACAGGACGUGGAACGGCGGCGGCGAUGACUAUGACCCUGUGCUGAUGAUGCGACGGGAUGGAGAACCACGCAUUAUGCAAUCAGCACGAGGCCGCCGAUUAAUGUCUCCCCGCGCAAAUUCUCCACACGGUAUAGAUCCUCGUCAGGUGGUUUCUUCGCGUGGCCGACCUGCACGAAACGGAGAUUUGCAUCCUAGCGAUCUCAUAAACGACAUAGAUCGACGCAGGAAGAGAGAAUUACGUGAGAAAGAGCGACGGACUAGGGACCCACGAGAAAAAGAUCCGCGAGAAAGAAAUGCACGCGAGAGAGAUCUGCGAGAAAGAAAUGCACGCGAUAGAGAUCCACGGGAAAGAAAUGCGCGCGAGAGAGAUCCACGGGAAAGAGAUGCACGCGAGAGAGAGCUGUGUAUUAAGGAUCUUCGAGAACGCGACAUGCGCGGAAAAGACCCACGUGAAAUGGAGCGACGCAAGAGAGACCCACGAGAAAAAGACCCGCAUGAGAGGGAGCGACGCGAGAGAGGUCCACGAGAAAAAGACCCGCGCGAGAGGGAGCGACGCGAGAGAGAUCCACGAGAAAAAGACCCGCGCGAGAGGGAGCGACGCGAGAGGGAUCCACGAGAAAAAGACUCGCGUGGGAGGGAGCGACGCGAGAGGGACCCACGAGCAAGAGAUCCGCGCGAGAAAGAGCGACGUGAUAGGGACCCACGAGCAAGAGAUCCGCGCGAGAAAGAUCGACGUGACAGAGCUCUGCAUGAGCGAGACCUAUUUGAUGACGCUCCACGCGACAAACUUUCACGUGGUUCUCUUAGACAGAAAGAACGCCGCCACCGUGGAGUUACCCCCGAGGAGAUGCGUAGCCCAGCUCCCAGUCUACUCAAGCGAGGUAGUGGCAAGCUCCGUGACGACACAUCGUCAACGUGCCGCACCGCGUCCUCGACGCUGACCAGCUUGUAUGCUGCGCUAAACGGGAGUGACGAUAUUGAAGUACCAGCUCCACCACCAAGGUCAGUGUCGAAGCGGCGUUCGCCAUCCCGCAAAGAGAAGGAAAAGCAAAGUGCUUUUGCAGAUUCGACUUUUUCCAUUUUCAGUCUGGCUGGGUCCGAUCACUCUGACUCGGAAUCUAAAGCGGCCAACGAUGUAGGGCAGAAAGUUCCAUCUCGCAGACUUAAAAAAGUUCGAAGCAACAGUAUGAACCGGGAAUCAUUGGAGAAGAAGGAACACUUAGACUUUAGCGCUUCUUCCAGCAGUAUCAAAAGCUUAGAGGUGUCGGCAAUUACGCAAAAGUACCUAAAGCCAGAGCCGGCAAAAGCAGCGAUGAAGAAGGUAACGUUACAACCGAUGAUUGAGGAUGAUAUUGAGAGUGACGAACCGAGCGGACAGUCGAGCAGACGUAAGGCAAACCCAAGAGGUGACACAGGCGAGAGAAGACGUAAUACAGCAUUACUAGAUCAGGCCAAAGACGGUAACAAGGCCUAUGGCGAAAGACAAAGUUCAGUCGGAAUGCUCCCCCCGUUCAAACGUGGCGAGCCUAUUGAUAUGAAUUUUCGAGACAGCUGCGAAGAAAACACAUUGGCCCAUGAUAAGGUCUCUAAGCCAAAGCGCACGUUGUGCAUCACAGAAUACGAUGAAUUUGAGGCGACGCAAAUUUCUGUAAGCAGUGACUCGUGCUUAAGCGAUGACAAGGUGGAGGAUGAGGCGUUUGCGGAGCUACUUGCCGCGUCAAACCGAGGAAAGCAGGACCUGACCGCCAAGCUUUGGGCUAAGAAGGCUGCUGUUGCUGGAAUCGAUCCUGCCAGUCUCGAGGCGAAGGAAAAAGCCCCGACGACUGCCAACUACAAGCUGACUAAAAGGGAUGAAGAGAUCAUGGGACAGGUCUCGGAGUUGGAAGCAACGGUACUUCAGCACCAGAAAGAGCUGACAGACUUGCUGGAUAUGUAUGGUGAGGCUACCAAGCGAGCGCAAAAGGCUCAGAAGGAGUUGCAGAACGCAAAAGUGCGCGUGAGUCGAUACGAAAAGGCGCAUGCUGCUGUGUCGCGAGCCAUUCGCUCUGGAAAAUUGUACAUGCAGCAAAAAGAGUAUAUGGCUGCAAUUUUAGAGCUUUCGCGCGCCAUUGGCAUUGAGCGAUCGAACGCAACACUGUGGUAUAUGCUUGCUGAGUGCCGAUUAAAAGUCGGCCAGCCUGCGGCCGCGGAAGAUGCUUGUACGACGAGUUUAAAGUUACAUCCUACGGGUGCAGCUUUGGCGAUGCUAGGACGUAUUAUGCACGAACGAGGUCGAAACGACGAGGCCACUGAGUGUUAUUUAUUGGCAUUGGGACGAAACGAUGAAAGUGAGGGCGAAGAAGAUAGUGAGUACGAGUAA
This is a messenger RNA of Peronospora belbahrii, 2787 nucleotides long. The record is from the annotation of a GenBank genome assembly. Lineage: Eukaryota; Oomycota; Peronosporomycetes; Peronosporales; Peronosporaceae.